UUUACAUAUUCUUCACAAAUACAAAUUUUCAUUUCUCAACUUAAUUAAUUUACUCUUGUUAUUUUGUUUUUUGUCGUAAAAAUGGUGCUAGCAAAAAUAGCUUCACAAUCCGAUGUCUCCAUUCACUCUACUUUCGCCUCUCGCUACGUUCGAGAGUCACUUCCAAGGUACAAGAUGCCGGAGAACUCGAUACCAAAGGAGGCGGCGUUUCAGAUCAUCAAUGAUGAGCUGAUGCUCGACGGAAAGCCGAGAUUGAACUUGGCGUCGUUUGUGACGACUUGGAUGGAGCCUGAAUGUGAUAAGCUUAUUAUGGAUGCUAUGAAUAAAAAUUAUGUUGACAUGGAUGAGUACCCUGUUACCACCGAGCUUCAGAACCGGUGCGUGAACAUGAUAGCCCAUCUGUUCAAUGCUCCAUUAGGAGAUUCGGAGGCCGCGGUCGGAGUCGGAACGGUAGGAUCAUCGGAGGCCAUAAUGCUUGCCGGCCUUGCUUUCAAGCGAAAAUGGCAGAACAAGCGCAAGGCUGAAGGAAAACCCUAUGACAACCCCAACAUUGUCACUGGUGCCAAUGUUCAGGUAUGCUGGGAAAAAUUUGCAAGGUAUUUUGAGGUAGAAUUGAAGGAAGUGAAGCUAAGGGAUGGUUACUAUGUGAUGGACCCUGUACAAGCUGCUGAAAUGGUUGAUGAAAACACUAUCUGUGUUGCUGCAAUUUUGGGCUCUACCCUUAAUGGAGAAUUUGAAGAUGUCAAACUUUUGAAUGAUUUGUUGGUUGAGAAGAACAAAAUCACUGGAUGGGAUACUCCAAUUCAUGUUGAUGCAGCAAGUGGUGGAUUUAUUGCACCAUUUUUGUGGCCAGAGCUUGAAUGGGAUUUCAGGCUUCCAUUGGUGAAAAGUAUAAAUGUGAGUGGCCAUAAAUAUGGACUUGUAUAUGCUGGUGUUGGAUGGGCUAUUUGGAGGAGCAAAGAUGACUUGCCUGAUGAACUUAUUUUUCAUAUUAAUUAUCUUGGAGCUGAUCAACCUACUUUCACUCUCAAUUUCUCCAAGGGUUCUAGCCAGAUCAUUGCUCAAUACUAUCAAUUGAUCCGUCUCGGCCACGAGGGAUACAGAAAUGUAAUGGAGAAUUGUCAUGAAAAUGCAAUGGUCCUGAGACAAGGACUAGAACAAACAGGGAAAUUCAACAUUGUCUCAAAAGAAAUUGGAGUUCCACUAGUAGCAUUUUCACUCAAAGACAAUACCCGACACAACGAAUUCGAAAUAGCCGAACAUCUCCGUCGUUUCGGCUGGAUCGUGCCCGCCUACACUAUGCCUGCAGAUGCACAGCAUGUCACCGUGCUUCGCGUCGUCAUCCGAGAAGAUUUCUCGCGCACUCUGGCCGAGCGCCUUGUGAUCGACAUCGUAAAAGUUUUGCACGAGCUCGAUACGCUGCCUGCACGAAUAAGCGCAAAAAUCUCGGUCACCGCUGCUGCUGCUGCUGAGCAGAAUGGGAAGAAUGGGGCAGUUGUGAUCAAGAAAACUGAAAUUGAAACACAGAGGGAAAUCACUACUUAUUGGAAAAAUUUUGUCUCUGCCAAGAAGAAUAACAAGAACACUAUAUGUUAAAGAGGGGCUCUCAAUAACAAUAAGGCUGCUUUGUUUAUUUAUGGUCCUAUAACCAUAAUCCAGAGUUUUUAAAUAAUUCAUUUUAAAUUUUGCAUUUUUUUUCAAUUAUUUGGUCUUAAUUUUGUCCAUGUGAGAGUCUUGUUUGUAACUUUCUACACUAAUUUAAUUUUUAUUCUUUUUCA
Mercurialis annua (annual mercury) is the source of this 1778-nucleotide messenger RNA. RefSeq names its product glutamate decarboxylase 4. Gene Ontology annotation, biological process: L-glutamate catabolic process. Gene Ontology annotation, cellular component: cytosol. The record is from RefSeq and is a predicted model, not a curated record. The transcript has 6 exons. Gene Ontology annotation, molecular function: pyridoxal phosphate binding; glutamate decarboxylase activity. The coding region runs from base 82 to 1596 and encodes 504 amino acids. Lineage: Eukaryota; Viridiplantae; Streptophyta; Magnoliopsida; Malpighiales; Euphorbiaceae.